AUGUCGCUGUAUUUGUCAAUCCCUGCCAUCAGCAACGAGAUAAACCGAAUCCGCCGCUCUCGGUACGAGAGCGUGUUGUAUGGUGUCUGGACCAGUAUCCUGACAUGGCAGUUCCCUGUCACAGAGGGGUACGUUACGUGCCCCCAAGCUCGCCAUGGUUCUCAAUCCGGGGAGCGGGGAUGGUCAGAUCUCCAUACAUAUCAUUACCCCAACGGCUCCAACACAGCAGAUAGGUUCCUCUUUGUACAAUGUAAGAGGCGAGGUGGCCCUGCUACUUGGAGAGACGGCCUGGACCAAUUGCUCCGAUAUGUUCGGGCUACUCAUCGGACGCGCCGCUAUGGCCGUCGGUCGCCAGUCUAUGGGAUACUCUGUGUCGGUGAGAUGGUGAGACUCUACAAGUACCAUGACCCGACUCGGACUCUCCGACCCUUUGCACCCCCGGGGCUCGCUACGGGCGACGAAUGGAAUAUCAGACUUGACGCCCGUAAGGUGCAGCGCAUCCUGAACUACAUCCUUCGUCACCAUUAG
This is a messenger RNA of Penicilliopsis zonata CBS 506.65, 528 nucleotides long. RefSeq lists its product as hypothetical. Lineage: Eukaryota; Fungi; Ascomycota; Eurotiomycetes; Eurotiales; Aspergillaceae. Bases 1 to 528 code for a protein of 175 amino acids. The transcript has 2 exons. The record is from RefSeq and is a predicted model, not a curated record.